AUGUUUUCUUCGUUAUCUGCACAGUAUCUUCAUGAAUGUGGAUACACAAAACGUGGUAUGAUUGGAUGUACACAACCACGUCGUGUUGCUGCUAUGUCCGUUGCAAAACGUGUAUCCGAAGAAAUGAAUUGUAAACUCGGUGAUGAUGUCGGAUAUGCUAUUCGAUUUGAAGAUUGUACAUCAGAGAAAACUAUUAUUAAAUACAUGACAGAUGGUAUUUUACUACGUGAAAGCUUGACAGAUCCAGAUCUUGAUCAUUAUUCAGCUGUCAUUAUGGAUGAAGCUCAUGAGCGUAGUUUGAAUACCGAUGUUCUUUUUGGUCUUCUACGAGAAGUUGUUUCCCGUCGUCAAGACUUAAAACUAAUUGUCACAUCGGCAACAAUGGAUUCAGAGAAAUUUAGUGAUUUUUUCGGCAAUGUACCCAUUUUUAUCAUACCCGGUCGAACAUUUCCAGUUGAAUCAUUCUUUAGCAAAGCUUGUGUUGAAGAUUAUGUCGAUGCAGCUGUGAAACAAUGUAUUCAAAUACAUUUGGGUGCUGGAGAUGGUGAUAUUCUUGUUUUCAUGCCUGGCCAAGAAGAUAUUGAGGUUACGUGUGAAUUAAUCAAAGAACGCUUGAGCGAUCUUGAAGGUGCCAAACCAUUAAGUAUUUUACCAAUUUAUUCUCAAUUACCCAGUGAUUUACAAGCAAAAAUUUUUCAAAAAGCCGAUGAUGGCAUUCGAAAAUGUGUUGUUGCUACAAAUAUUGCUGAAACAUCAUUAACAGUCGAUGGUAUUAUGUAUGUUGUGGAUUCGGGUUAUUGUAAAUUAAAAGUAUACAAUCCACGUAUUGGUAUGGAUGCUUUACAAAUUUAUCCAGUUAGUCAAGCAAAUGCUAAUCAAAGAAUGGGUCGAGCUGGUCGAACAGGGCCGGGACAAUGUUUCCGUCUCUAUACAGAACGUAAUUUUCGUGAAGAAAUGCUCAAAACAAAUGUACCUGAAAUUCAGCGAACCAAUUUAGCUAACGUUGUUUUGUUACUAAAAUCACUUGGUAUACAAGAUCUUCUUCAAUUUCAUUUCAUGGAUCCACCUCCACAAGAUAACUUAAUGAAUUCUAUGUAUCAAUUAUGGAUAUUAGGUGCAUUAGAUAAUACAGGUUCAUUAACACAAUUAGGUCGACAAAUGGUUGAAUUUCCACUUGAUCCAGCGCUAUCACAAAUGUUGAUAACUUCUGUUGGAAUGAGUUGUAGUAGUGAAAUUCUUAUAAUUGUAUCAAUGUUAUCUGUUCCAUCCAUCUUUUUUCGACCAAAAGGAAAAGAAGAAGAAUCCGAUGCAAAACGAGAAAAAUUUCAAGUCGCCGAAAGUGAUCAUCUAACAUUUCUUCAUGUUUAUAUUCAAUGGAAAAAGAGUGGCUACUCAAAUAAUUGGUGUUCGGAUCAUUUUAUUCACGCUAAAGCUAUGCGAAAAGUUCGUGAAGUUCGUCAACAAUUAAAAGAUAUCAUGGAUUCACAAAAAUUAGAUGUGAAAUCAUGUGGCAAUUGGGAUGUUGUACGAAAAUGUAUUUGUGCUGCGUAUUUUCAUCAAGCAGCUCGACUUAAAGGUAUCGGAGAGUAUGUUAAUUUACGUACAGGUAUGCCAUGCCAUUUACAUCCGACUAGUGCAUUAUUUGGUUGUGGAUUUACACCUGAUUAUAUUGUUUAUCAUGAACUUAUCAUGACAACAAAAGAAUACAUGCAAUGUGUAACAUGUGUUGAUGGUCAUUGGCUCGCUGAACUUGGACCGAUGUUUUUUAGUCUCAAAGACUCACUUAAAACUCGUGGUGAACGUGCGCGAAAAGAAACAUCAGAACGAUCAACGAUGGAAGAAGAAAUGCGUCUUGCACAGGAAAAAUUAAAUAGAAUGAAAGAAGAAGCUAAUGCGGCAGGUUCAACGCCAUCAAUAAGAAAUCGAAUUGUUACACCAUUUAAUCGUAUACAAACAGCAUCGACACCAAAAAGAAAUACACCAUUUCGUAGUGGAAUUUAA
Molecule: messenger RNA, 2001 nt
Organism: Rotaria socialis
Lineage: Eukaryota; Metazoa; Rotifera; Eurotatoria; Philodinida; Philodinidae
Source: the annotation of a GenBank genome assembly